AUGUCGAGUACAUCACAAAAGCAUAGAAAUUUUGUUGCUGAACCGAUGGGAGAAAAACCUGUUACUGAUUUAGCCGGCGUAGGUGAAGUUUUAGGAAAGAGACUUGAAACCGCUGGUUUUGAUAAGGCAUAUGUUGUGCUGGGUCAAUUUUUAGUGCUUAAGAAAGACAAAGAACUGUUUCAAGAAUGGAUGAAAGAGACAUGUAGUGCCAACUCAAAACAGUCUGCUGAUUGUUAUCAGUGUUUGAAAGACUGGUGUGAUGAAUUCUUAUAA
Parnassius mnemosyne (clouded apollo) is the source of this 273-nucleotide messenger RNA. NCBI's taxonomy places the organism in Eukaryota, Metazoa, Arthropoda, Insecta, Lepidoptera, Papilionidae. The record is from the annotation of a GenBank genome assembly.